AAUGCAGAUUUUUUAAAUCAGUUUGUAGCCGUUAGUUCGUUUUCGGAUGGGCAUUAACUGAAAUGGACGGCCUUUAGGCGUGAAAUUUUCCCGGACCAACAGCAACAAAAGUCGUGGUCUCCUCUGCUUUUGUUUUGGUAAUAAGCAGGUUGACGGACCCCGGCGGUGGUUACCAGCGGAGUUUCAACUUAAUGUUAGCUCGGCAGCUAAGUAGCUAACACAGACUGUGUCGCAGUGGUCGCAGUCGACAGGUCGACUGGCUAGCAUGGCAGGUAAAACUUAGUGACUAGGUUGAAGAUAUAAGACGAAGCUCGGGUAGUUAGCAACACGCUGCUUGUAUUUUUUAUUCAUCUGUUGCCAGUCGAAGCGGAAUUUGAGGCGUAGCCUUUCGGACCCCGUCAGAGGAAGAUCAGCCUAUCCCAGAGGAUCAGCCGUCACACGCGAAAUGCUUUCUACUUGUUAACUUGUAGCCAACGACUGGCUGCGAAAAUUACAAUGGGUUAUAUCGGCAGCUAGCCUCUUAACCGACCAUGUAAGUCGUUUUGUCACGAAAAGCAGUUGACUCGUGACUGAUCGCUCCAGGACGGUACAGGAGGAGCCCUCCGAACAACGACAAGAGCAGACGCACCGACUCUGAGGAUACAUCCGAGCACCCCCCACCCCUCCUCCCAGUGCAGAGGUCCGUGCUCACAGUCCUGUUAAUUGGAGCGUUUUUUUUUUAACCAUUUGACGCCCCCAUAUGCCUGCGCCUACGCCCGUGUCAACAUCCUGAAGGCGGAGAGAGACGGAGGGAGGGAGGCGACGGCAGCUCCGGGGUCCCCGACAGUCAGCCGAGGAGAGGCAUCGCUGAAAUGAGAUGAGGCUCAGAAAUGGAACUGUGGCCACUGCGAUUAUUUUCUUCACGUCUUUCCUCAGCCUGUCCUGGUACACAGCGUGGCAGAAUGGCAAAGAGAAGCUGAUAGCCUACCAGCGGGAGUUUCAUGCCUUGAAAGAGCGCCUUCGUGUGGCAGAGCACAGGACGCUGCAGCGAUCGUCUGAGCUCAACACCAUUCUUGAGCAGUUCAGACGCGCCAUUGCAGAGACUAACAACAGCAAAGAUGCUCUCACAAACUUCUCAGAUGAGACACAGAAACUACUGAAGGAUCUUGCAAAUAGGAAACAGCUCCAGGUGCCAAAUAUCUAUCACCACCUGCCUCACCUUCUCAACAAUGAGGGCAGCCUGCAUCCUGCCGUGCAGGUUGGUCUUGGCCGCACUGGAGUUACAAUGGUGAUGGGGAUUCCCACAGUGAAGCGGAAGGUGAAGUCCUAUCUGUCAGAGACGCUGCGCUCGCUGAUAGACAAGCUGUCACCAGAGGAGAAACUUGACUGUGUGAUUAUUGUUUUCGUUGGAGAGACAGACCUGGACUAUGUUCACAGCGUAGCUGCUGGCUUGGAGAAAGAGUUUUCUACAGAGCUGAGUUCAGGCUUGCUGGAGGUGAUCUCCCCACCAGCCGCCUAUUACCCUGACCUCAACAACCUCAAGGAGACUUUUGGAGACUCCAGAGAGAGAGUCAGAUGGCGAACCAAGCAGAAUUUGGACUAUUCCUUCCUCAUGAUGUACGCUGUGAGCAAAGGGGUUUAUUACGUCCAGCUGGAGGAUGACAUCGUGGCCAAGCCCAACUACUUUGCCACUAUGAAGAACUUUGCUCUGCAGCUCUCGUCAGAGGACUGGAUGAUCCUGGAGUUCUCUCAACUGGGCUUCAUUGGAAAAAUGUUCCAGGCUCCAGACCUAAACCUCAUUGUUGAGUUCAUCUUCAUGUUCUACAAGGAGAAGCCCAUUGACUGGCUGUUGGACCAUAUUCUGUGGGUCAAAGUCUGCAAUCCUGAAAAAGAUGCGAAACAUUGCGAGCGUCAGAAAUCCAGCCUACGUGUACGGUUCAGACCCUCCCUAUUUCAACAUGUGGGACUCCAUUCUUCUCUUGCUGGAAAGAUCCAAAAACUCACAGACAAAGAUUUCCUGAAGCCACUGCUUCAUAAGAUGCAUGUCAACCCCCCAGCAGAGGUUUCCACUUCAAUGAAGGUUUAUCAGGGUCACACGCUGGAGAAGACGUACCUAGGAGAGGACUUCUUCUGGGCCAUUACUCCUACUGCAGCAGACUACGUCCUCUUCAAAUUUGACAGACCUGUUAGCAUAGAGAGGUUCCUGUUUCGCAGUGGUAACCAGGAGCACCCAGGGGACAAAAUCGAGAACACCACAGUGGAAAUACUGCCUGUUUCGGAACCUGGACUGCAGACCAAAGAGAAGUACAAACGAACAGAGGACCGCUUUUACAGAAUCGGUCAGUUUCAGAAGGGUGUGGCAGAAGGGGCUGUAGAUCCUUCCUUCAAUCCAAUCGUGGCACUUCGGCUUUCGGUUCUCAAAGACUCCGCUGUGUGGGCCAUCCUCAGUGAAAUACAUAUAAAGAGGAUAGCUGGCUGACUCUUCUGAAGGGGGCAUAUGAAUCAUGGCCCCUGGGGGACCAAAAUCUCCUAGACUGCUUACGCAGGGCCUCUGGCACCUAGCAACCAGCAGUGAAAUCAUUAGAGCCCACUAGAGUUGCUCGUCUGAGCUUGUCUGAGGAAAGCCACCUCUCUGUCCCCCACUCGUCCUAAUGUACUUUGUUAUUUUGCUUCUCAUCGAUCGAUUUCUCCCUUUCUUUCUGCAUCUCUCCCUCACUCUUGUGCUCUUAAUUCAUAUGUGAGAAUGUGAAUACUACUGUCUAAAGAACAACAGUGGAGUGUGUGAAGACAUCUGUCCCCAGCUCUGGCUCUGAAAGUGACUGUUGCUCAGCAGCUUUGAACACAAUCAGAAAACGUCUGGACGAAUGAGGAGAAAUCACCACAUCUGGGGAGAACCAGUCACCUGGCCACUGGUGUAGAUGCUGCCAAAUCCUCCUGUUACUUAAUGCUGCCACCUUUGGGCAAGCUGGGGCAUUGCACUGUCACUAGCGCCUCAGCAAAGCCCAUGAUGAUCAAGAAUGUUGUCAUCACUAAUGGCCAGUUGCUCUCUGUUCUCGGCAGAGAUGACGGAGCUCUAGAUCAACACCAGCCCAAACAAAAAUGUUUCCUCACUCCUAGAGUAUUCUAAGUCACACUCAAAUACUCCACUUGUCCUGAGACACAAACUCAGGAUGAGCUUUUCCAAACUGUUCCUUGAUCCUGCCUGCAGCCAGUCGGUGACAACUUUGACCAUAGGCCAGAUUCUGUGGUAAUUACUUCAGUCCAUCAAGAAAAUAAGUACCAUCACACCAUAUCUAUCUCACUUCCUGUCUGACAGGCUGUGUAUGACCUCAGUGUCCAUUUAUAGUAUACCAAUCAGACAUUGCCUUGGCGUCAUUUUCCCGAAGGAAUAUAUUGUUAUAUUGAUAUAUUAUUACAGCUUUGACGAUCUAUGAAGGUGACUUAAUUUAUUUGAAAUAAAUCUUUAAUUUGUACAAGAGGUAAAAUAUAUUUUUAUUCUAUUAAGAGAUGUUUAUGGUAGUUCAGAACCUGUUUUAUUUGUGUACUGUUGUGUUUUUUUUGGGGGUUUUUUCUCAAAAUUGCUAUUGUACAUUUUAUUUUCAUAACGGCUUCUUGUGAAAUUGCUUUGUCUGCAAGUAGCUCGGUUCAGUUUCUUUUCACUUGAAGUGAAAUGUUAAGAGUAAAGUGAUUCAUUUUCACUGUUUAGAAACUAACUGGUAGGAGCGUUGUGAUAGAUACUUUUGAAGUAGUUGUGGGUCAAAAUUAGAAAAAUGUGCCUUAUAUCCAGGUCCCUUGAAAUUGUCUCAGCAGCAUUAUUCCAAUCUGUUCCCUCUUACGUUUGCCUACACUUGGACUGCUGGAGAUACUGAUAUUUUAAAAAUAACACAUACAGUCCAGUUAGCGAUUGGGAUGUCAAAAGCACUCUCUGUGUUAUGCUGAGUGAAAAUGGUACUGGAGGGUUUUUUGUACUAGAUUACCAUCUGCAUGAUUUGCACUGCUUUUUCACUUUUAUGUUAUCAUCACACCCCUCACCACUGUACUUAAAUUUUCCAUCUUUGCACAGUAGAUGCUCAUUUCACUGACUCCUCCGAAUCCACUUUACAGUUUAUUUUGUCCAAUUGUGUAUCUUAGUUUUUGAUUGGACAGAAUACUAUGACUACUGAUCAUUGCAGAGUGCGCCUUUUGUGGUAUGAAUUGGCUGAGGUUGUGCAGUACUUUCACUGAUUGUAAAUCUAUAAAAACAGCAUCAAGUAUCUCUUUCUCUCUCACUAACUCUAUAUUUUGCCUCACUUAAUUGUUUAUUGAAAUUUGUUUGAAAUGUUUUGUUUUUGUGUGGCCAAUGUUCUGAGUGGAAGCUAUUUUUAAGUGAAACUUCACUCAUCUUACAUGUCAAUGGUUUAUUCAAGGGGGUAGUGAAGUGCCUUUUGAUGGAAUUGAUAUGGAAGUGUAACAACUUUUACUAAUCGUGCUUGUUCAAAUGCAUGAUUAUUAUUUGUAAUUUAUAAACAAUGUUUGUUGGUUUUUUGGGGUUUCUUUUUUUUCAAUCUGAGUAGGCUCUUCCACCCCCUGAUCAAACCAUCUACACCAGAGCUGUACUUUUAAAAACAGAAGCAGUUCAACCUCUGCCUCUUGAUCAGAUUCUGGUAAUAGGUAGAAGAUGGAAGCAAGCCAUUUAAAGGGUGGGACAUGUUAUUUUGAAAGAGUAAAGACACUUUCAGUACUGUUAACAGGACCGGCUUCUGCCCCUUACCUGGCAACCACAUACAAACUGAAACUGAAUGCAUGAAAACAGCAUGAACGGUCAUGUGACCCCCUACUGUAUUUGUGGAGAGUGGACAGGAGACAAAAAAAAGGAGCUCUUCCCAUGCUUGACAACCCUUAACACCCAUCAGUUCAUGUGCCUUCAUCAUAUACAUGUGAAUGCCUAUGUCUGAUGAUUAUGACAUCAUUUUUCAUGGACAUCUUUGAAAUAAAUGAUAAAAGUUGUUAGAAGUCA
This is a messenger RNA of Seriola dumerili (greater amberjack), 4975 nucleotides long. It is a transcript of the gene mgat4a, whose product is annotated as mannosyl (alpha-1,3-)-glycoprotein beta-1,4-N-acetylglucosaminyltransferase, isozyme A. NCBI's taxonomy places the organism in Eukaryota, Metazoa, Chordata, Actinopteri, Carangiformes, Carangidae. The coding region runs from base 857 to 2458 and encodes 533 amino acids. Gene Ontology annotation, cellular component: Golgi stack; endoplasmic reticulum-Golgi intermediate compartment; endoplasmic reticulum. Gene Ontology annotation, biological process: protein N-linked glycosylation. The record is from RefSeq and is a predicted model, not a curated record. The transcript has 16 exons. Gene Ontology annotation, molecular function: acetylglucosaminyltransferase activity.